Morus notabilis is the source of this 1313-nucleotide messenger RNA. RefSeq lists its product as uncharacterized. NCBI's taxonomy places the organism in Eukaryota, Viridiplantae, Streptophyta, Magnoliopsida, Rosales, Moraceae. Bases 272 to 880 code for a protein of 202 amino acids. The transcript is spliced from 3 exons. The record is from RefSeq and is a predicted model, not a curated record.
ACGAGAACCAAAACCCCACUAAUCAACCAUGUAACACAAGCAUCCACAAAAGCACAACCAGAAAGCAAGUAGCCCAAUUAAGCUCACUUAAUUCUAAGAAAAAAGGGAAAAAAAAAAAGAAGUUAAAAUCAAGUACUAGCUUUAGCUUUAGCCGAUUUUUCAUACGAAAAGCCGAGCUUAAGUCUAAAGAUAUUUGUUUUUACACACACAGAGAGAACGGAGAAGGGAGCUAGAGAGAGAGAGAGAGAGAGAGAGAGAGAGAAAGAGGAUAAUGGCGGUCUCAGUCCCAAUCUUGGCCAUCGUCGUCUCGCUUCACCUCAUAGCCUUCGUUCUCGCCGUCGGAGCUGAACGACGUCGUAGCUUGGCUAAGGUUGUGCCUGACGAGUACGACGAGUACACGUACUGCGUGUACGACUCCGACGCGUCGACGGUGUACGGACUGGCGGCGUUUGGGCUUCUCUUGCUUGGCCAAACGGUGCUUAACGGCGUCACCAGAUGUCUCUGCUUCGGAAGGGGCUUAAUCACGGGGACUUCCACCACUUGGGCUGUCUUCUUCUUCAUAGUUUCCUGGACAAGCUUUUUGGGAGCCGAGGCAUGCUUGUUGGCGGGAUCAGCAAAGAACGCAUAUCAUACCAGGUACAGAGGAAUCUUCAAGGUAGAUCACUUGUCGUGCUCCACCCUACGAAAGGGUGUUUUUGCUGCCGGGGCUGCUCUUACUUUGUUAUCACUUCUGGGGUCUGUUCUUUACUACUGGACGCAUUCUAAAGUCGAUACUGGUGGAUGGCAAAAGCACCAUAAUGAAGGCCUUGGAAUGACCACUUCUGACUCUGGACAAAAUCAGCAACACCAACAGCAAGCAAAUGAAUUCCAGAAAGUCUAGAUAUGGUACGAUGUUAAGUAGGUUAGUUCCGACAGUUUUGGAGAUUUCUGUUGAAUGAAAGUUACACAGAUCCUAUAUUAUCAAACGGUCCGUUACGAGGGAUAGAUGAAAAAGUAUGCUUGCAAGCUUGCCAUAUAAUUGGAUACAUAAUACUGUGCUGUCACUGUGUUUAGUGCCCUGUCUUUGUUCGUGCUUUGUAUUAUUUUCAAUUAUAACUUCUUUCUCCCGCUUGUACAUGCUAGUUGAUAUAUUGCUUUUCUCAUUUGCUCGUACUGUAGCAGGACUAGCCUUUGGAACUGGGUCUUUGGUUGAGAAAAUGAAUCUAUUGUUCUUUAGCUUGACACAUUUUAGUGAUAACCAUUUCUAGUGAUAGUUUUUCAGACAGUCAUCUAAUUGGUACCGAAGAGAAGGGGAAAAUUAUCAGGUACGGUAA